UUCUUGAAAGCUAUUCUCCCCACGGUGGCUACACCGAAGAAGAAGAUGUCUGGGAGAGUCGCAUUGCUCAAGCAGCUUAUGAAGCUGAAGAUGUGAUCGAGUCCUAUAUUGUCGAUCAAAUUCGUGCUCGAUCAGAAACUGAUGUAGAACACAUAAGCUCAUUUGCAUUCUAUCAAGGUCUGAAGAAGGUGAUAGAAAACAUGAAUUUGAUCAAGAUAGAUAUUGAGAAUAUGGUACUCCAAGAUCAAUUCCAGUCACUCCACAUCGUAAAGUCUGUGAGCACUGCUGCUGCUGUAGGCUCGUCUAGAUCUGCUUCUGCUGCUCGUGAGGUUACAAUGGUUGGUUUUGAUGAUGUCUUGUAUCAAAUGUUGGACAAGAUCACUGGAGAUGCACGGGAGCGCCAAAUUCUACCGAUUGUUGGAAUGGGUGGGAUAGGCAAGACCACUCUUGCUCGGAAUAUCUAUGUAAGUCCACUUGUCCAGGAGUCUUUUGAUGUUUUUGCAUGGACUACAAUUUCUCAAGAGUAUAAUGCAAAAGAAAUUCUUAGACAAGUUCAUGAUCAAGUAGGCAUGGGGAAGGGGGAUGAUUUAAGUGAAUAUGAGCUAGGAGAUCAUUUGUACAAGUAUUUGUUUGGAAGGAAGUAUUUAUUGUAAUCGAUGAUAUGUGGAACAUAGAAUCAUGGGAUCGAGUUAGAAGCUUCUUCCCGGAUAAUAGAAACGGGAGUAGAAUAGUAGUGACGACAAGGCUAUCAAACUUGGCAUCUCAGUUUAACUACUCCAAUGGUCUAGAUCUGAAAUUUUUGGAUGAGGAUGCUUGUUGGAAUCUAUUUUCCAAAACUAUGUUUGAGGAAGAAAGUUGUCCUCUUGAGUUGGAAGACAUUGGAAAGAAGAUUGUGAGAGGUUCUAAGGGACUUCCAUUGUCAGUUGUUGUGAUAGGGGGGCUCUUAUCAAAGUCUGAACGGACAAAAGAAAGUUGGGGAUUGUUUGAAAAAAAUUUAAGUUCAAUUGUAAAUUUGGAGGGUAAUGAAAGAUGCUUGCAAAUAUUAUACAUGAGUUAUAAUAAUGUGCCAGUUCAUCUAAAACCAUGUUUUCUCUAUUUCGGAAGAUAUGCUGAAGAUGAAGAGAUUCGAGUAUCAGAACUCAUCCUAGAUUUGGGUGCCGAAGGAUUCGUAAAACCAAUUAAUGGGAAAAGUUUGGAAGAGGCAGCAGAAAAGUAUGUAGAAGAACUUGUUGCUAGAAAUCUCCUUAUAGUUGAAAAGCGCAGGCAUUGCGGGAAACUGAAAUAAUUGAAAAUGCAUGACCUGUUGAGGGAUGUGUGUCUGAAAGAAGCUCGAAAACUGAAGUUUCUAUAUGUGUUGGAAGAGAAGAGCAUUCUAGAGGGCAUAUAUCCUUAUCACCGUAUUGCAAGCAGGUUACAACAAUGGGAAUAUCCAACCCAACUCAUUCAAUCUCUGAAAUCCGCACCACUUGUCCGCUCUUUCUUUGGGAGAGCUCCAACGGAUUUGUCGAAUAAUUUUAGGUCGUUGAGGGUAUCUAUGUUUUACGUAGACACUGAAUAUUAUAAGAAGGAAUUUCUUACGCGAGUUAACUCACGUCUUCUUAUUAUUGGGGUUGAUAGAUAUCAUAUAACUUAAGUUCCU
Molecule: messenger RNA, 1639 nt
Organism: Salvia hispanica
Lineage: Eukaryota; Viridiplantae; Streptophyta; Magnoliopsida; Lamiales; Lamiaceae
Source: RefSeq, a predicted model, not a curated record